Zeugodacus cucurbitae (melon fly) is the source of this 1689-nucleotide messenger RNA. Its product is annotated as glutamate dehydrogenase, mitochondrial-like. Gene Ontology annotation, cellular component: mitochondrion. Gene Ontology annotation, molecular function: L-glutamate dehydrogenase (NAD+) activity. NCBI's taxonomy places the organism in Eukaryota, Metazoa, Arthropoda, Insecta, Diptera, Tephritidae. Gene Ontology annotation, biological process: L-glutamate catabolic process. The transcript is spliced from 5 exons. The record is from RefSeq and is a predicted model, not a curated record.
GAGUGCAAAAAAUUUCUUACAAAAACACAAAAAAAAAUCAUAACUGGGAUUGCAUUAUCGCAAGGCAAUAUGUCCUUCCUUUUAAAUGGUAAACUUUUACGAUCUUCACUAUCGAAGACAGUUUUAAACUGGACCGGACUUGGGGCUACGCGUGAAAAGCACGUGAUGCCCAAGCAUUUGGAAAAAAUCAAUAAAGACAAAGACCCACCAUUUGCACACAUGGUUGAGUAUUAUUAUCACUCGGCCGCUCAGCUAAUGGAGCCGAUGAUGAUAAAGGAGCUGGAAAAGUAUCCUUACAUGAAGAAGGAACAGCGUGAACAACGUGUUUCCGCCAUGCUUAAAUUGAUGGGCUGCACUACAAAUCUAUUGGAAGUUACCUUCCCUAUAAUAAGAAGUGAUGGCAAUUACGAGCUAAUCACCGGCUAUCGCGCACACCACACUAGACACAGAUUACCACUCAAAGGCGGCAUACGUUUUGCCAUGGACGUCGACGCCGAUGAGAUACGCGCUUUGGCUUAUCUGAUGGCGUUUAAGACGGCUUGCGUGAAUGUACCGUUUGGUGGUUCCAAGGGUGGCAUACGUAUCGACCCGAAGAAGUAUACUGCACAAGAAUUGCAAACAAUUACGCGUCGCUAUACAAUGGAGCUAUUACGUCGCAAUAUGAUAGGUCCGGGUAUAGAUGUACCGGCACCAGAUGUGAAUACCAGCCAACGCGAGAUGAGUUGGUUGGUGGAUCAAUAUAUUAAAACUUUUGGCUAUAACGAUGUAGAUGCAUUGGCCAUCACGACUGGUAAGCCAGUAGAAAUAGGCGGUAUAAAUGGUCGCACCGCCGCCACGGGACGUGGUCUAUUUAAGGCGGCUGAAUGUUUUAUUAUGGAUAAAGAUUGGAUGGAUUUAUUAGGCUGGAAGACUGGUUGGAAAGAUAAAACCGUGAUCGUACAAGGGUUUGGCAAUGUCGGUUCCCAUGCAUCCGUUUUUGUAGUGGAAGCCGGUGCCAAACUGAUCGGUGUUCAAGAAUUUGACGUGUCUCUAGUAAAUGAGAAUGGCAUUGAUCCAAAGGACUUAAUGGAGUAUUAUGCAAAAAAUAAUAAAUCAAUCAAGGGCUAUACCAAAGCCACCGAAAAAGAGGGCAGUUUGUUGGGUGAAAAAUGCGAUAUACUAAUGCCUUGCUCUACGCAAAAGGUUCUCACUGUCGAAAAUGCUAACAGUGUACAAGCCAAGAUGAUUUUAGAAGGCGCUAAUGGUCCUUCGACGCCAGCUGCCGAUGAAAUAUUACGUAAAAAGAAUGUACUCAUUAUACCGGAUUUGUUUUGCAAUGCUGGCGGUGUAACGGUAUCCUACUUUGAGUACUUAAAGAAUAUCAAUCAUGUAUCUUAUGGCAAAAUGAAUGUUAAACGCGAGAAAGCCAUAAUCAACGAGAUCUUUAACUCCAUGAAUGAGUGCGAGGUAAGUGAACUUUGACCACCGUGCAAAUAACCAAACAAAAAGUUAAAGCUCAUAAGAGACUGUACGAAGGAGGCGGAUAUUGUAGACGCAGGACUACAAACAGUUAUGGAAACUGCGGGGGCAGGCAUUAAGAUUGUGGCCAAUGAAUUCGGUCUCUGCAAUGAUUUACGCACCGCUGCCUUUAUUUACUCGAUUUCUAAGAUUUUCCGAGCCUUAGAAAUGGAGGGCAUUUCUCAACAAUAA